Alternaria alternata is the source of this 770-nucleotide messenger RNA. RefSeq names its product 50S ribosomal protein-like protein L30. The record is from RefSeq and is a predicted model, not a curated record. Gene Ontology annotation, biological process: translation. The transcript has a single exon. Gene Ontology annotation, molecular function: structural constituent of ribosome. Gene Ontology annotation, cellular component: large ribosomal subunit; mitochondrion. Bases 218 to 496 code for a protein of 92 amino acids. Lineage: Eukaryota; Fungi; Ascomycota; Dothideomycetes; Pleosporales; Pleosporaceae.
AGGCGAGCGUCGACGCUAUCCAUCCAUACAGACGGUAGGCGGAGCUGUUCAAGGCAUUUGUUGCACUUUAAUCUGACAUCUCGCCAGCCUAUCCCACCCCUGCGCUGUCACAAAAUACACACCAAACGCCACAACCCGUCACCCACCACUUCUACCCACGCUCGCAAACGCGCCGAAAUCUCGCGAAGGCACUUAUCCUCCACGUCACAUAUCCACAAUGUCUUAUUUCCGGAUAACACUCAUGCGCUCCGGCAUUGGCAUGCCUGAGAAGACGCAAGGUGUACUCAAAGCGCUCGGCCUCCGCAAACGCAUGACGACCGUCUACCACCCCGUAACACAGUCCGUCGCUGGUCAAAUCAUGAGGAUAAAGGAAUUGGUUGAUGUUAAAGAAGUCAAGAGCCCGAUGACUAAGGAGCAAAUGCGCGCCGCGAGGAGACCGGAUCCCGGAUACUACAUCGAGCAGAGGGCAGGCGAGGCUAUGAAGGGUUAUGAAUAGAUGCAAAGAGACAGGAAUGAGAUGUGCUGUUCGCAUGUAAAUUAAGCUGCAAACAUGUAUGCAUAUAUGGCGUUAUGGGACAUGAGCCUUACGAUCGAGCCAUUUUGCAUGCUCACUUGGAGGACUAGGCUGGGCGGAUGUCCGGUUGGUAUGCUUUGCCCACUGUGCAUAAGAUAACUCAACCAGAAUCCUCAUUCUUAUCACAGACAUAAGUACAGUGGCUGUAGGUUUCCCGCCAAAUGCGCGUACACGGUUAGAUUCGAGACGGCCGGGC